Messenger RNA from Dendronephthya gigantea, 3453 nucleotides. RefSeq lists its product as uncharacterized. Bases 398 to 2947 code for a protein of 849 amino acids. The transcript has 5 exons. NCBI's taxonomy places the organism in Eukaryota, Metazoa, Cnidaria, Anthozoa, Malacalcyonacea, Nephtheidae. The record is from RefSeq and is a predicted model, not a curated record.
UCACAGCUACUGUCUUCACAAAACUCGUACAUAGCAAAUUUCAUCGUCAUUUGGCAAAAAUAUUGCUUUAAAGUUGAACUUUUUUAUCGUAAAUAUAAAGGCAAUCGAAAGACGCUGAAGUAUUGAAUGUCAAGUGUCAACGCAAAUUACGCAUGUGGGCCAUGUGGCAUGCAUGGAGUGCUGGGAAAUGUAAAUGAGGUCAUACUUGAAGACAUUGAUUGGUCACAAUCGACGCGUUGCCAUGGGAAUAUCCAAUCAGAAAUACUGAUCUGAUUAGUUAAUGACCACACUGCCACAAUAACACAACGAAAAAUUCCACAACAAUACUGCUACUGCUCUGAAAGAUAUUUUAUGUUUGUAUGGCGGAAACCUUAAUUAUUUCUUAAAAGUCUUUAAAAUGCCUCAUAGGGGCCCAUACAAACAAUACGAAGUAGAUUCAAGUAUUGCAGUUCCAAAAUCUACUUUACAUGACAGGCGUAAACGGCGUUUAGUAGAGGUUAAUAUUGAUCAUCAUGUCGAAACUCAUCCUUAUCCUUUGGCUUUGAAUAAUGAACAAGUAUAUUUCGAUGAUUACGAUUUGCAGGAUAACCAUGCUCCUGACCCUGAAUUAAAUGAGACAGAGGCCCAUGAACCCCAGGGGGAGGACCUUGAUAAUAUAUUUGAUGAGGCAGAAACUGGAACAAAUAUGCAGCAAGAAGGCUUACUGAAUGAAAACCCUCUUUAUCAAGGAUCUAAUGUUACUACAGCACAAUGUCUCCUUCUCGUAAUGUCGUAUGUAAUCAGACAUCAUCUUACACAUGAGGCACUACAAGAUCUGUUGGUUCUGUUGAAUGUUCUUUUACCAGAUUCUAUACCAGCAACGAAAUAUAAGUUCUUCAAAGCAUUUAAUUGUGGUUUAUUUCAGAUUCACUUCUAUUGUCCAAUGUGUUUGUUUUACCUUGGUGAAAGCAGAGUGGAAAGAAAUUGUGAAUCUUGUGGGGAACUAUUUAAUGUUGAUGAGUGUACCAAGAACGGCAACUAUUUCUUAUAUCUACCCAUGAAACGUCAGAUUGAAGACUUGCUUGGUGAGGAAAAAUUAAGACAACAUUUAAUGAACCGUCUCACUAGGAACAAAAAUUCCACGGGUGUCAUCUCUGACAUAACAUCUGCAGAACUAUAUGGCAAGUUAGCAGAGAAUCAUAACUUUUCUGGCAGUCAUGAUUUAUCACUAACGUGGAACACAGACGGAAUUCCUGUCUUUGAAUCGUCUAAUUAUGCAAUUUGGCCAGUGCAAAGUGCAAUUAACGAGCUGCCUCCUCACUUACGAGAGAAGCACAUCCUUCUGCAUGGCCUCUGGUUUGGAACAACAAAACCAGCUAUGAACACUUUUCUUAAGCCAUUUAUUGAAGAAUGCAAAUCCCUUGAGACAGUUGGUCUUAAGUUUGAAAAUGAUGGACAGCAAGUAAAGGUUUUUGCGCACAUUCUCAGUGCCGAUUCACCAGCAAGAGCCAUUGUCAAAAACUGUAAACAGUUCAAUGGUAAACAUGGAUGUGACUGGUGUGAGUUUCCCGGUGAAACUAUUGAUAAUGGUGGUCCGCCAACCAGAUAUUAUCCUUACAGAGGCCCUCCAAAGAUGCGAACAGCUGAAAAGCAAGUUGAAUAUGGUCUUCGAGCAAUCCAAAAAGGCGAGGAUGUCAAGGGAGUCAAAGGACCAUCCGUUGUUGGAAUUCUACCUUCUUUCGACCAAGUUCGGGGGGUUGCUGUUGACUUCAUGCAUUGUGUCUGUUUGGGUGUCACGCGUCAGUUUGUAAACAUGUGGAUGGAUAGUCGACAGCAUGAGAAAAGUUUCUACAUUGGUAGAAGUGAAGAAGAGAUCAAUGCCCGACUAUAUUCUAUUGAAGUUCCUGGGGAAAUGAGCCGUGCACCGAGGUCGAUUAGUGAUAGAAAUCACUGGAAAGCAUCAGAGUGGAGAGGCUUCAUUUUCUACAGUCUCGUUAUACUCCGUGGCAUACUUCCAUCAACACAUCUAAAGCAUUUCUUCUUGUUUGUUUACGGCGUGUACUCUCUCCUUGGUGAUUCCAUCACGGAAAAUGAUAUCAAUUCUGCAGAAGGUUGUUUAACAAAGUUUGUUAUUGAAGUUGAAAAAUUGUAUGGCUUGAAAUAUUGUACAUUCAACGUGCAUCAGUUGAUCCAUCUUGCUCAGUCAGUUCGAGAUUGUGGCCCUCUUUGGUCUUCUGCAGCGUUUAUUUUUGAGUCGAACAAUCACACAUUGCAAAAAAUGUUUCACGGUACGCAACAUAUUCCGAGACAAAUUGUAGAGACAUACGUGAUUACCAAAAGGAUUCCUGUACUUGCUAAGCAAUACAUCAACGAUGAAAGUUGCCCCGCUGUUUACCAACUGUUUCAGAAGUUGAGAGAUGUUAAGUCUUUUGACAACGAUGUGUCCCUAGCAGAAGGUGUUCGAGGUGUUGGCAAAGGAAGAGCUAUCCAGCUCUCUGCAUCACAAGUGCUCGCUGUGCAAAAUUUGAUUGGUGUUGAAGUGAAAAAGCGCUGUGGCUUGAUGUAUUCCAGAUUUGUUGCAGAUAAGAAAUUGUACUCAAGUAUACAUUAUGUUCGAGCAAAGAGACAUGUGAACAGAAAUGUAGCAUUUGAACAUGGCCAGUAUAGAUACGGUAUUAUUGUAGGUCUUCUAAUAAUUAAACCAGAGUGUUUAUGCACUAUGGAAGAGUUGCAAUACUGCAAAUGCAGUACUUAUAAUGUUGUGUUGGUUCAACCAAAGAUUGAGCAUGGUAGAGCGCUGUACAGAGACCCCGAUUUUAAUGUGGAAAGCUUUUUCCUGAGAGAAGUAGAGCCUGCUGCUGUACAAAUAGCAAUUUAUCCCAAUCAAAUUAGGAAGAAGUGUAUUUUGAUGAAAUUGGAAGGGAAAAAAUACUUUUUUCCACUUCCUUAUGACAUCAAUGACAAUUGAUAUAGAUAGGAUGUAAAUAUAUGUAAAUAGAGAUAUUGUAGUGUACGUAAUGUAAUUUUUAGCGACACGUUUUCCAUUUUAUGUAUGUUAUAUAUUGUACAACACUUUUGAAGAAUGGUAGAUAAUUAAAAUUUCCAAACCUGGGUUUGUUUUUUGUUGUUUACCACUAUUCUACCUAUUUUAAUUACCUUUGAUAAGUAAGUAUUACAAGAUCGUCAAGCACUAUAUAUAGGCAGAUAAAAUUGUCAAAAAGAUGGACGGGACAUGUUUUGAAACCUGAUGGGUUGAUUUUAAUCCACUUAAUAAAUUUCCUGCAUCACAUUUUUAACAGACAUUAGCUGUACUAGUAACUUGUUUUAUAAUAUCUCUGAAGUAAUAACAAAAUCGGGGAUUUAUAAAUAAGAAAAAUGGGUGACACUAUUUACCCUGAAAAACCGGAAAUUCCAAUCAAAAAAACAUGCUGUGAGACUACUAUUAUGAGUAAUUUCGAACAGAAAUUUCGGAAA